UUCAAAAAUGGAUCGAUGAACAUAUGUGGAGAUAGUUGCAACAAAGAAUAGAUACACCAUAACCAUACCCUCCCUCCUUCCCUUGAUUCCAGGUUUCCUCUUUCUUCCAUUCAUCAUCUCUCACAAUCCCUAAUCGAUCAACUAAUUCCACUUCUACAAACAACCAAUUCAACCUAUAUAAUAGCAUCAUUUCAUUUCAAUUUUCUCCAAAUUUUCCUUUUCUAGGGUUUCCAAUUGCCGAUUUUGGACCUUCAAUCCGUGAUCUGCAUAACCUACGAUUCAACCGCUGCAGAUCUGAAUUUCAACGGUUCGUGUUCGGUUACAGGAUGUUUUGGCGUAUGACCGGAUUGUCCACUACGUCUCCGGUGGAGACAAUUUUGGACAAGGAAAAUUAUACCCUAGAAGAGCUUCUAGAUGAAGAUGAAAUAAUACAAGAAUGCAAAGCUCUUAAUAACCGACUUAUCAAUUUUUUGAGGGAAAGGACUCAAGUUGAACAACUUGUUCGGUACAUAGUUGAAGAACCUCCUGAAGAUGCUGAAAAGGGGCGAACAUUUAAGUUUCCUUUUAUCGCUUGUGAGAUCUUUACUUGUGAAGUCGAUAUCAUUCUCAAAGCCUUGGUGGAGGAUGAUGAGUUGAUGAACCUGCUGUUCUCCUUCCUUGACCCAGAGCACCCUCACAGUACACUACUUGCUGGCUAUUUCAGUAAAGUUGUUGUAUGCCUGCUGGUGCGAAAGACAGUUCCUUUAAUGAACUAUAUUCAGGCUCAUAAGGAUAUUAUCCAAAAGCUUGUUGACUUGAUCGGAAUUACAUCCAUCAUGGAGGUUCUUAUUCGCCUGAUCGGUGCUGAUGAACACCUUUACACAAGCUAUUUAGAAUCAAUGCAGUGGUUAGAAGAUACAGAUGUGCUGGAGAUGAUUGUUGAUAAGUUCAGUUCCACGGAUUGUCCUGAAGUGCAUGCCAAUGCGGCAGAGGCACUUUGUGCUAUAACCAGAUAUGCUCCACCAGGACUAACUGCUAAAAUAUCCAGCCCGAGUUUCAUAUCAAGAUUAUUUCGCCAUGCUUUGGAGGAGUCACGGCCAAAAUCAGUUUUAGUUAAUUCAUUGUCUGUAUGCAUAUCUUUGUUGGAUCCUAAGAGGCAAACCUCAGGGACGUUCUACAUUUACAAUCGUCAAUCGACACAUGGAUCUGUAGUAACAGCAAAACCUGAGACCGUGGAAGGCAUGUUGGAGAGCCUAGGAAGUUUGUUAAAGCUCUUGGAUGUUUCAGCAGAAGAAAAUGUAUUAUUUACGACAUAUGGACAGUUGAAGCCACCUCUUGGGAAAAAUCGCCUAAAGAUUAUUGAAUUCAUCUCAGUCCUGAUGACUGUCAGUAGUGAAGCUGCUGAGAAGGAGUUGAUCCGCCUUGGUGCCCUAAAACGUAUUCUAGAAUUAUUUUUUGAGUAUCCAUACAAUAACUUCGUUCAUCACCACAUUGAACAUAUAAUAGAUUCUUGCCUCGAGAGCAAGAACACUUCACUCAUUCAGCAUAUUCUUGAAGCUUGUCAUCUUGUCAGGAAAAUUCUUGAUGCUGAGAAGAAUUGUGCAUUGAACUCCGAUCCAAAGAAUCCAACACUGCCUGCAGAAGGAAGAACGCCACCUAGGAUAGGAAAUAUUGGACACAUGACACGUAUAGCAAACAAACUUAUUGAACAAGGGGCUAAUAAUAGCUACAUACAGUCAUAUUUGCAGGGUGAUAGUGAAUGGGUAGAGUGGCAUACAGAUGUACUUGCUAAACGUAACACACUUGAAAAUGUCUACCAGUGGGCGUGCGGGAGACCUACUACACUUCAUGAUCGUGGUAGAGAUAGUGAUGAUGAUGAUUACCAAGAUAGAGACUAUGACGUUGCAGCUUUAGCCAAUAAUUUAAGCCAGGCGUUUCGAUAUGGUAUCUAUGAAAAUGAUGAUAACGAUGAGGCUCAUGGCUCACUGGACCGAGAUGAUGAGGAUGUCUACUUUGAUGAUGAAUCUGCAGAAGUGGUGAUAUCUUCGCUUCGACUGGGAGAUGAUCAAGAAAGUGGGUCGCUUUUCACAAACUCGAACUGGUUUGCUUUUGAGGAGGAGAGGGUGAUUCCUGAGCAAUCAACCAGUACGGUAGCUUCACCCUCGCCCAACACCGACGCUACUACUGACAGUGGUGGUGAUGAUGUGGUUAUGUCCAAUGAAAACGACAAAGACUUGGUUGAUUCCGCAACAUCUGAGGUCCCGCAGUCAAAACAAGACCUAGAUGAUGCAGCUAUCGGGAAGGCAACUGACGAGUCAACAUCAACUGAGAGUGACAAGCCAACUGAAUGGAUCGAAUGGAGAGAAGCGGUUGAACCAGAAUCAUCAUCGGUUAUAGCCACCGAGUCUGCUGGAACAUCUCACGCUGCAACUGAUAGCCUCCCCAACGGGGUUCCCGAAGUUAGUCCGUCGGAUGAUACUGCUACUGAUCCUCCUAACAAAGUGGAGGUUUGUCUGCCAUCUUCCGCCACUGACAAACUGGAGGCGGUGGCCGACAGUGGUGGCAAAACCGACGUUGCAGUAAGCCCACCAGAGUAAUUGAGUUUUUUAAACCUCGAAAGCAUUGUUCUGGUUGUAGGACAAGGAAAAUGCUAGACUUUUUUUUUUUGUGUAAUUCAGACUAAUGAUGUACAUUAUUGACGGGGCAUACGGUCGGAAUAGCGAUAGUAAUUCUUUCUUCAUCCCGUCGGUAUACCAAAUGGUCACUCCGGUGACCUGAAAAUGGUUUUUCGGUAGUUCGCAUUCGAAGAUUCUCUUACCAAAUGUUUGUAUGUUAAAAUGUUUUAUACACACUUAAGAUUCUUAAUGUCUAAAGUUUCAUUAAUAAGUUAUUAUAAAAUAUGAUAAGUCUUGUUGAUU
Messenger RNA from Helianthus annuus (common sunflower), 2897 nucleotides. Its product is annotated as serine/threonine-protein phosphatase 6 regulatory subunit 3. The record is from RefSeq and is a predicted model, not a curated record. The transcript has 19 exons. Gene Ontology annotation, molecular function: protein phosphatase binding; protein phosphatase regulator activity. NCBI's taxonomy places the organism in Eukaryota, Viridiplantae, Streptophyta, Magnoliopsida, Asterales, Asteraceae. Bases 327 to 2576 code for a protein of 749 amino acids.